This is a messenger RNA of Penicillium odoratum, 1152 nucleotides long. RefSeq lists its product as uncharacterized. NCBI's taxonomy places the organism in Eukaryota, Fungi, Ascomycota, Eurotiomycetes, Eurotiales, Aspergillaceae. The transcript has a single exon. The record is from RefSeq and is a predicted model, not a curated record. Bases 1 to 1152 code for a protein of 383 amino acids.
AUGCCCCGAUGGGGAAGACCACCGGGGGCACGAAUGGGGAGACACAAUGGGGGACGACCGUGGGAGGAGGAUAACCGGGUGAAGGAGAUUAUCAGCGAGGAUGAGGAUGUGUUUGGACGGGAGUUGGUGCGCAAUGGUCGCUACCCGUGGCAGCAGGAAUAUGGGGGUCGGGUGUCGCGCCGGCGGAUGGAGUAUGAGGACCUGAAUGACGAGACGGAAUCGGUGAUGGAUGGAGGGGAUUACGAUCUGUAUGAAAAUGGGGACAGUACGGUGGCUUAUGCGGUCCAGCUGGCCAUGCGAGACAAGGAGGAUCAACUGGUGGACACGGCAUUGGAGCGGAUUCGCCGCGCCCAGAUGCUAGGCAAAAAGAACGUUCGGCUCUCCAAACGGGAGCUGGCAGCAUUGGAGCGCAAACGUCAACACACGGACAACCCAAGCGCAGGCGCAGGGACUCGGACGCGCAGUCGACAAGGGAGUGUGAGCAACUCAAGGCCAUCGUCCCGACGAAAUGGCCAUACUGUACCCCCUGAGCAAAAUGGUGCCUACCCACCCUUCGCGCCUGAUGCGGGAUGGAAUCGGAAUGCAGGCUCUGGCCGACCAACCAGUUCGUCGUCCAAUCGUCCGCGCACCCCGACGAUGCAAUCCUUGCGCCCGCAACAAUCCAACUCCCCGCUCCGACCUCCCUACUCCCCGUUCUCCGACCGUGUGCCUCCCAACAACCGCCCCCAGUCGAUGCAUCCUUCCAUGUAUGCACGACCACUGCCAGAUGAUCCUCAAUGGGCCCCGCCCUAUUAUAAUCCCAUGCAAAUGAAUACAUACGCAUCGGAACAACCUCCUUUUCAACCCCAGCUUCCUACCGACCUUCGCGUGGGGCCUCAGAGUCGCAUGAGCUAUACAGCGGGGAUGUCCCCGAUUCAAGCCCAAAAUCGACCCUCGGUCGAUGGACGACCGUUAACGGGUACAUCGCAAUCAAAAGGCUCCCCUCCGCCGGAGAAUGAGUCGGAGACGUCCAGCGAGGAAGAGACAGGGAGUGAUGAAGAUUCAGAUGUACAGAUUGUUGGAGUUGUGGAGUGUCAGCCGCCCUCUCAGCCGCCUGGUAUAAAGAGACGCCCUGUUGCUGGAGCCGGUAAGGGUCGUCAACGAAGCAGUUGA